CCGGAAGUGUUUGAACUUCCGAAAAACAAACUUCUCAAGAUAAAAAAGUAGGCGUGUUUUGUUUUUGCGCGAUGAAUUUAAGCGCUUCAAACACGUAUGGUAAUGGACUCCUGUAUUCCGGCUGGAACCAAGACCAAGGAUGUUUUGCAUGUGGAAUGGAAAGUGGAUUUCGAGUCUACAAUGCAGACCCUUUGAAAGAAAAAGAACGCCAGGAUUUUACAGAUGGUGGCAUUGGCCAUAUUGAGAUGUUGUUCAGAUGUAACUACUUGGCUUUGGUGGGAGGGGGAAAGAAUCCCAGAUACCCUCCAAACAAAGUGAUGGUAUGGGAUGACUUGAAGAAGAAGCAUGUGAUAGAGCUUGAGUUCUCCAGCGAAGUCCGCAGUGUGAGGCUACGCAGGGACAGAAUUGUGGUGGUGCUGGACACAAUGAUCAAAGUUUACACGUUUACACAGAACCCCCAACAGCUUCAUGUGUUUGAAACUUGCCAAAAUACAAAAGGUCUGUGUGUGAUGUGUCCAAACAGUAACAACUCCCUGCUCACAUUCCCGGGGAGAAAGAUGGGCCAUGUGCAGGUCGUCGACCUCGCCAACACAGAGAAACCUCCCCUAGACAUCGAUGCACAUGAGGCCUCGCUCAGCUGCAUGGCCCUUAACCUGCAGGGCACACGGCUGGCAACAUCAUCAGAUAAGGGCACAUUGAUACGAGUAUUUGAUACAAGUAACGGUCAACAGUUACAUGAGCUUCGGAGAGGGGCCAAUCAUGCUAACAUUUUUUGUAUAAACUUUAACCAAGAUUCCACAUUACUGUGUGUAUCUAGUGAUCAUGGGACAGUGCAUAUAUUUUCAACGGAGGAUACCAAAAAGAAUAAACAGUCAAGUUUGGCAGGUGCCGGUUUUCUUCCUAAGUAUUUCAGCUCCAAGUGGAGUUUCUGCAAGUUCCAGGUGCCUGGUGGGGCUCACUGCAUGUGUGCCUUCGGCUCGGACAGUAACUCUGUGAUAGUGGUGUGUGCAGACGGUAGCUACUACAAGUUUGUGUUCAACCAGAAGGGGGAGUGUACGCGAGACAUGUACUCACAGUUCCUUGAGAUGACAGACGAUCGAUCAUAGUCGCACACACCUUACUCUCAUAUACAUCAAUAAACUGUCACCUUCAUAACUCAUAGUUAUAUGGAACAUUAAUUCUGUGGCUAGUUGCCGUAGCAAAGAGUACAAGACAGUGCUCUGUCAGUGCUCUCAUUAUAUAAAGCUACGACCCAACGACCUGAAUCAAAAUAGUGUUUUCCAGUUAAAAAUAGAAAAAGUUUACCAAUAGAAAGAGUUGCAAAUUUAAGCCAAACCCACAGAAAGUCCAUGUGGUUUUUAACCAACAGAUUUUCUAUCAGACAACUUAAAUCGAAAUAGAGCUAUCGGCUCGGCAGCGAAAUUUUAGCCAGGCGACCUAUAUGGCCCUCUAUGCUAACUUAUGGUUGCAAAGGAUAUGGUUGUAGAGUGCUUGAUAGAAAAUAGUUCAAGCAAGCAGCCCUGUUAAAGUCAGAUACUUCUUGCUUUUCCCUUUUCAAUGUUAACUGGCAAGCGAGAUAUUUUGGAUAGCGAUGGUCCUAUUUACUAAGUGUCCCUUUUUUACAUUUUAAAACAUGUAAUAAAUCUUAUUCAUUGGAAAUACUGCUUUUGUUGCAAUAAGAACUAUAUCGCUGAUUUUUUUCAUCAUAAAUUAUUAUGACGUCACAUGAUGUAUAUCCUAUGUAAAACAAUUUUAAAUCAUAAUUUCAAACCAUUGAAAUAUUGACUUGUUUCACAAUUAAUUUUCAGCAGAAGUGUUGAUGUGCAUUUAUGUUUAAGUAUGAUGUGCUCAUGUCCAUCUUCCAUUACAAUAUAAUGUCUUGGUAGGAUCAUAUGUGCCAGACAUCGACAUUCCUUGUAUUAACCGGUGCUUUAAAAACUGCGUUCAUGCAUAUCUCCCAUGUAUGAUGAGUCAGGAACAACAAUGCGCCUUAAGUAUAUUUAGCCGGAUUUUUCAUCGAAAAAUUCCAGGUUAUAGAUUGACGAAAACUCCGGCGUUCGGGUGAUGUUUACGAUUUUGUGUUUAAGUUAUAUUUUUGUGUCAUAAACAAAACAGUUUUUAUUUUGGUGCUGUAAAAUAGGCCAUUAAGUGGAAUAUUAAAACAAAAUACUAGUAGUGUUAUAUGUUCUUAUUCCGUUCAUAAAUACUAUAGUCUUUAUCCAAUUUUCAUGAAACUUGGUCAGAACAUUUGUCAACAUGAUGUUUAGGACCACUGUUAAUAUGAGUCAUGGAAGGUCAACAAAUAGGUCAGAAAAGUUUGAAGGUGGGUCUGCACCAUUUACCUUUUCCUCUAUUCUAUUAAACUUACAACCUGCUGCAAAAUCUUAUUUGUCAAAAUGAAAAAUUGGGCAUUAAUGUGUUGUCUGCAUUAAUCCCUUAUAGAAAUGCAUAAAGAUAAAGAUAAGUGUAUUUUAAAAGUAAUAAUAAUUUGUAAUUAUUAUACUAAGUAAAACUCUGGAAAAGUUAAAAAAAAAUCUUUUCGUAGAAACUGUUUUAUAUCCAUUCAAAUGAUAGCCCCUGAUAAUGUCAGCAAAUAAUUACACACUUGUAUUGUAUGGUGCGAUGACCCAAUACUGCAUAUUAAGAGUCAGAUUUAACCAUAAUAAACACUUGUUAGGUAUGUAAGAAAAAGAACUGACCAUGAACAUGUUAUCGGUCAGACUUGGGAAACAACCAUCAGUUAUGUGUAUAGUUAACUCGGCAAAUCUUGGGUCAAGUUCUGGACUUCAUACAUAAUAUUGAUAGAUGCAUUUAAUUGUACAUGCUCUGGGUUUCUCCACUGUCUGUUUAAAUAAGUUUGACAUUAAGAUGCUGCCAGUUUGCACAGAGUUAUAAUGAUUUCAUGGAUUUGAACUUCAUUAUACAAAUACGACCUUUUUUUGUACCCUAAUUGGCGUUGACCCAUUAAAUCAAACAAUAGAAAUAGCAAUACACGAGGCCACAGUCACAUUAUUCCAUUCAUUAUGGAGCCAGUGUGUUGCAGGAAUGAUGUAUAUUAUUUAUGAAUUUCUGUUGCUGAACAAUUAAAAUUACAUGUAAUAUUUCGUGCCAAUUUGUGCUUUCAUCAAACAUCUGAUCAUCAAGUCAUAGACAGAUCCAUCACUCGUGUGUAUACGAGUUUCAAAAGGUUCGACAUAUUUGAAUUAAUGUAUCUGAUUUACAAAUAAGUCUGUCACUCCAUCGAGCCAUUAGUAACAAUGUAAAUUUUUCAUCCCUUGAGACCCAAUGAAAUGUUGGUAUCCUUUGAAAGGGUGCUGUUAACUUUUAACUGAUGUGUAAAAUAAAUGGUAAAAAAGUCAUCAUACAUAAUGUUAUUGCAUUUCUUGAUUUUAGCUCUACUGGCCAAAGGCCAGAAGAGCUUAUGCGAUGGUAAUGUGUAUGUAGUAUGUGCGUCCGUGCAUCCGUACGUCUGUAAACAUUUUCUUGUUAACGCGAUACAGUCUUCAGUUUUGAUUGUAUCUCGAUGAAACUUGUACAGUAUUUAGAUAUCAAUUAGAGCUUGGUUCCUUUCGAAAACCAGCCAUAUCCGCCUAUGCAUGCCUAGAUUAUGGGCCUUGAAAGUUUUAAAUUAAAGAAAUGCUAUUUUUAGUUAACUUAUUUUUAGGCAUUCAGGUCUGCAUGAGCGAAUUCUAUUUUUAGCCAAGUUUACAUGUACAUGUAAAUUCAAGUCUAGGACUAAGGGAGAAAAUUUGCUUUUUGUACUGCAACUGAUUUUGUGAAUUACUCUGCCCUGUUCUUGUUGAAAGCCCAAUUUUUUUUAGCUCUAAGUGUCUGUAGUUUGCACAUUCAUCUUAACAAAAUUGGUUGUGAAUGUUUGUUUAAGUUAUGCACCUGGGGUCAUUACUGGUCGCACCCAGGGUUCACAGGUUUGGUAGAAUUAAAUUGGGAUAGGUUUGAAAAUCUUUGUGUGUUUUUGCAUCCUUCUCAGCACAAUUGCUUGUGAAUGUUUGUUCAAAUUGAUCAAUGUUGUCCUGGGAUGCCCUUGACUUUGACCUUUUGACCAACUUUUUUUAAAUUUUUAAAACUACGGUACAGAAAUUUUUACCAUGAGUACAGUUUUGAAAGCAUUUUUUUUGUCAGAUGACUUUUACUUGGCACAUAUUAAAAUAGUUCAUGCAACUAAUCUGCUUACAAUACUUCCUGGGCUCAGAUGUUGAACGUGCAACGUUUUUAGGUAACCCAAACACAAAAUGUGAACUUUAUGUCUGUUGCCUUUUACUCAUACAUGCAUGCUCUGGAUUAAAAAUGACCACAAGAGCCAUGCCAGUAGAGCAUAGGCCCUUUUGGGUCUCUUAUUAUUUUUUGUUUCAAUUAGACGAGAAAUAACUGAUUUUACAUCCUUGAAUAAGUACAAAAAAACUUUUGGUAAUACAGUCCAAAUUUGCUAUGUCGACAUCGGAUAUCUCGACUUUCUGGUUGUGUCGACUUUUUUCCCCGGUCCCUAAUUUAUUCCUUCUUAUUCUUUAUAAAAUAAAUCUACUUAUGUCGAUUUUUGCUAUGUCGACCUAAUCCAGUCCCUGUGGUCGAAUUUCACACAUUUUCUUUGUUUUUUUAUGAUUCUUUGCUAAUGAUUCUAAACUGUUUCAAAGGAUAUUAAAUUAAAAUGGGUCAACACUAAAAUUAUCAUAAUUGUAUAUACAAUACCUUGAUGUGUCAUAGAAGUGAUGUGCUUAAAUAUAAAGUGUGCUUUAUACGGAUAAACCACAGUGUCUCAUGCAGGAGACUGUCAUUUGUAUAAACUGAUGUUACAGAUUUAUGCCAGUCUUUUGGAAAUAAUAUUAUACUUUUUUCCUGUUUUAUGCUGUGAUAUUAUUUAUGCAGUGCUCCUGCCAGGGUUUGAAAAGGGCAAGGUCAGAACAGGCCCUUUUGAUGUGCCUUGAAUGAGCCUUAAUGAAUCGGCUCUUUGCAAGGGCCAAUGUUCGAUUCUAAUUGUGUACUAAUUAUUAGAACACGUAUUGUUAGAACUACUUUUAAUACUAAUAGUUUGCUAUGAAUACCUUAGCUGUUAUAUUUUCUUUAUAGUUUUAAAAGUAUGUAUAUUAAUUUUAUUACUUUUAUACUUAUGUUCUGACAAUUGAAUCUAGUCAAACUAAAGGACAUAGAGGGUGUAGUAAAAAGGCAGCAGGGUGCUGGAAAAUGGAGGCGGGGUGCCCCACCCUGCUAUUUCAGCCUAGCUGGAGCACUGUUUAUGUAAUAGUAUUGCAACUGCAUCUAAGCCUAGUGUUUUAACUUGUACAUGAGCACUCUGUGCGAGCAUAUAAUUUCAAUCAUGAAGAAAGUGGGUGCCCCUAAAAAAAAAGAAUACAUUUUUACCAAAAUGUGCUUAAAUUGUAGAAAAAAAGUGUAUGAAUGCAGAAAAAAUCAUGAUGUAACUGUUUUUCACCAUGUUGAUGCUGUCAAGGGCUAUCUUUAAUAUGUAGCAUGGGGUACAAAUGUAUAUUGUAUGCAGAGUAGUUAUUGAAUGGUUAAGCUCCGUCUUUUUGCUUCUGUUUUGAUAUGGGAGACAAUAUACAUGUAUAUACAAAAACAAUUACCAGCAUGAUACAAUCCAACUUCUUGAAACAGGUAGUUUCAAAUUUAAUAAGUGAAAUAAUUUUGCAUUCAAAUUAGUGAACUUGAAUUUCCUUUUGAAAAUUUGCUUUGCUUUGCUUUGUAUAUUGUAUGCAGAGUAGUUAUUGAAUGGUUAAGCUCCGUCUUUUUGCUUCUGUUUUGAUAUGGGAGACAAUAUACAUGUAUAUACAAAAACAAUUACCAGCAUGAUACAAUCCAACUUCUUGAAACAGGUAGUUUCAAAUUUAAUAAGUGAAAUAAUUUUGCAUUCAAAUUAGUGAACUUGAAUUUCCUUUUGAAAAUUUGCUUUGCUUGUUAGAAGUUUCUUCCAUCUAAGUGGAAUUAUUGUCUUCCGUAAAUAAUAUUAAUAAUGUAAAUAAAAAAUAUAUAUACAUUGUUUUAUUUAUAAAUUGUAAUUAAGAAAUGUAAUAAGUUAUUGAAAUAUUUGAGAUAUUCUUUAAUAUACAUUUAAUGCAAAUGUUUUGCUUUUUUUCUGUUAUCUCUUGACAUAUUAAGGAUUAAAAAACAUUAUCUUCCUAUCAGAAGAUUUUUCUAUUGUUAACAAAUUUAUAGUGUUUGAACAGACCAGCUUUAUCAGUAAAUACACGUCAUGUAUACAUGUGUGUUGAGAUUACAGUUGAGGUGUUGUGAAAUCCGUCUUGUACGAGAACAUAAGCGGUACAUGUUUUGUACUUUGUUUGUGUUACAUCAUCUAGAUAUGUGGAUGAAGUUUAACAAGUUUAAGACGACAGGAACAAAUGCACGAGGAAGGGGAUUUAUGUGUUUAUGUGAGCAUACUCGUCAACGUUUAUAAUGUGCAAACAACGGCAUUUUUUUAACUUGCAUAUAGCUACAUGUCCAUGUACAUAUUGUGAAUAUGUUUGUAAAUAUUAUGCACCAGUCAAUCGUAACCACCGCCCCCCUAAGUCCAGGGAAUAGCAGGGACUUUGCCUUUCAGUAACCCUAGGUAAGGCCCAUUCCCCACUAUAUUUGGCACGAAGAUAAAACCACCGCAUUCACCCGGCACUGCGGUGCCACCGGGAAGGUAAAAUUAAACAAUGCCCAAUUUCCCCGGCUAUCCCCGGUAUAACAUUGGACCUGGGAGGGGGUGCUGUGGUUACAAUUGACUGGUGCAUUAUGUCGUUUGUAUCGGGCAUUCAAUUCUUACCCAUGUCAAGUAUAUGUAAAGGUCAUAUAUUUUCAAUACUCAAAAAAAUGGGGGGGGGGGGGGGUCAGGAAAUUCUAAUUUUGUUUUAAAAAAUCGCUAAAAGUUAGUCAGGUUUUUUUGUUUAACAAAUGUGGCUUGCAAUAAGAUGAACCAGUCUACAAGAUAGCCCCACACUAGGCACAUUAUUUUGUACAGUGUAAACGAAAUAAUAUGAAACUGAAUUGUAUUUCUACUAGCUGUAACAAGAAUUGGUCCAAUACACAGAGAUUCUGGAAUGUGAUUUCUGCUACUUUUUGUGAAAUCUGUAUGUUAUCAAGCAGGUUUCUUGAGGAAAAAAACUCUUUCCCAGACCAACAUGACCUCUUUUGUAGAAGAGUAAUGUAUGUUAAUGUUUUCCAAUACUCUUUGAGAACUAGAUAUAUUUGCAGAUUAUCUUUCCUCAAUCGUCUUCAAAAUUAUUGAUUAUAAAAAUAUAAUGAUGAUAAAUACACAACAAGAUUUCAGUACAUUUGUUUAAUACUGCCAUAUUCAAAUAAAUAAAUGACGUAAGAAAGGAUAUUCCAAUAUGUGAAUUGCAAAUAAACAAGGGAAAAGUCCGUCAAAUCCAAAAGAAUCAUUCCACAUUCAAAUACCAAUAUCUCAAAAAAUGACCUUAUAAUUGAUACAAAAUUUUGUGUUACAAUUAAGCAAUAAUUCCUUGACAUAUUUUGAUUAUUAGACAUAGAGAAGAAUAAAUGAUCUUUGUCAUAAUUUUUUAUUUUGACCUUUUUUUGACAGCAAAAUAAAAUACACAUGUAAAUCCACCUUAGAAUAACCAUGAAGCCUUAUUUAUGAAAGUAUUUUUUGGAAUCCUUAUUUUGCUCCAAAUUUAUAAAUUCUAGAAAAAGAUAUGAGCAUCUAUGUCUUAAGGUGUUUAUCACCCCAAAAAACAAGAACAUCUUUAAAAUUGAAUUUAAAAUAUCUUAAAAAUCUUAAUUUAAAUCUGUGUUCAUGAACAUAAAAGUUUCAACACCUCGACUUGAUCUUUCAAUGAACCAGUGCAUAUGGUUAACAAUUCAAUCAUUUUUUUAUUUAAUAAAAAAUGUUGGCAAUAUUUUUGACAUUUCAGUGACUGAAACUUUGUCAACACAAAUGUGGAGAUGCUUUUGACAUUAUAUGUAGAUUAUAUGUAUAAUUGUUCCUUAGUAAAAUGAUGAAAUCAAAGUGAUAAUUCUAAUGAAAACUUAUACACAGUAACUGAGAUUGUUAAAGAUGCGCUGCAUCAAAUGUUUGUUAUGUUAAAAUGUUAAGCUUAUUUGCGCUGUGCAAAUGAAGAUACCUUUCGUUGAAAAAUGUUUGUUUUGUAUAUUUUUUACAUCGUACUCACACAAUAAAAAAUGAAAAAAUAUUUCAUGUUGAGAUAUGAAAUGUAACAAUAAUGAAAAUAUUGAAAAU
Messenger RNA from Mya arenaria, 8212 nucleotides. Its product is annotated as WD repeat domain phosphoinositide-interacting protein 3-like. Gene Ontology annotation, cellular component: phagophore assembly site membrane; extrinsic component of membrane; cytosol. Gene Ontology annotation, molecular function: phosphatidylinositol-3-phosphate binding; protein binding; phosphatidylinositol-3,5-bisphosphate binding. The coding region runs from base 72 to 1106 and encodes 344 amino acids. The transcript has 9 exons. The record is from RefSeq and is a predicted model, not a curated record. NCBI's taxonomy places the organism in Eukaryota, Metazoa, Mollusca, Bivalvia, Myida, Myidae. Gene Ontology annotation, biological process: protein lipidation; protein localization to phagophore assembly site; nucleophagy.